This is a messenger RNA of Nasonia vitripennis (jewel wasp), 1179 nucleotides long. It is a transcript of the gene Or177, whose product is annotated as odorant receptor 177. Bases 1 to 1179 code for a protein of 392 amino acids. Gene Ontology annotation, biological process: sensory perception of smell; detection of chemical stimulus involved in sensory perception of smell. Lineage: Eukaryota; Metazoa; Arthropoda; Insecta; Hymenoptera; Pteromalidae. Gene Ontology annotation, cellular component: plasma membrane. The transcript is spliced from 9 exons. The record is from RefSeq and is marked inferred. Gene Ontology annotation, molecular function: odorant binding; olfactory receptor activity.
AUGGAUUUAUUUGAUGGGCAAUACUUUAAACUUAACAAGAUUUUUUUGACAAUUUGCGGAUUAUGGCCUUAUCAAUCAAAAUUAAGAAGAAGAAUCACUUUUGCGAUGUUGGCAAGCAGCACACUACUGUUUAUUUUUACACUUGUAGCCGGCAUUCUAUCACAGUCGAAGUUUGACUUCGUGAAUACUGAAGAGACAUUUAUUUUCAUAUUUUACUGUUCUGCUGGUCUUCUUAAGUGCACGAUUCUUUAUAAUCAGCAAAAUAAGAUAAAGAAAUUAUAUGAACGCAUAGCGACUGAUUGGAAACAAUUGACCGAUACCUCAGAACGUGACAUAUUACGAUCAUUUUUAUUGGAAGGCCGAAAGUUAAACUUUAUUAUCAUGAUUUCUUGUUCUUCUGCUUUCAUAAUAUAUUCGUGCGUCGAUUUACUUCCUCGAAUACUCAAAGAGAAAUCAGAAUAUCAUCGACCACAUAGCUUUCCUUACUACUUCAGACCUAUGGUAAUAAAUGAAAAAUUGUACGAUUUACAAGUUGCCGUGCAUAUAACCGUUAUCGUAUUUUACGCUGGCUUUGCGUAUAUGUCUGCCAUCGCAACGUAUAUAUCUAGCGUCAAACAUGUUUGUGCUCUAUAUGAAAUCGCCAGAUACCGAUUACAAAAUGCAGUUUCAUACGAUAAAAGCAAUAAUUCACUGCUGGAAUUAGUAGAAGACACAUCGAUAGUUCCUAAGUUAGUCAAAGUUAUCGAUAUGCAUGCACAAGCUCUCAGAGGCAUACAGAUAAUCGAGAAAGUUUUCAGUGCUGACUUUUUCGUCCUGGAAGCUUCUUCUUUAACUGCUUUGGCAACUGACGUAUACGAAUUAAAAUAUUGCAGAGCGAAUGUUCGUACAUUUAUACGAGCUAAGCUAUUAACGCCGAUUGUUAUAAUCUAUUUAUUUUUUGUAAAUUGUUCUGGAGAGCAAGUUAUACAAGCAUGCAACGAUAUGCGUAUAACAGCAUAUUAUAUCGAUUGGUAUAGAACAUCUUCGAGGGCACGAGUUUUCGUGCUCAUGAUCAUGCGACGCACUUUAAAUCCCAAGUAUUUGACAGCAGGAACUAUAGUAAUGAUUAUAUCAAUAGAAAACUUUGCAGCGAUAAUAACGACUGCUUGGUCAAUCGGGACGAUACUACUGACUACGUAA